Messenger RNA from Fopius arisanus, 1900 nucleotides. Its product is annotated as adenosine deaminase CECR1-like. Gene Ontology annotation, biological process: inosine biosynthetic process; adenosine catabolic process. Gene Ontology annotation, molecular function: adenosine deaminase activity. The record is from RefSeq and is a predicted model, not a curated record. Lineage: Eukaryota; Metazoa; Arthropoda; Insecta; Hymenoptera; Braconidae. The coding region runs from base 361 to 1878 and encodes 505 amino acids. The transcript is spliced from 4 exons.
AAACAUGUGCUGAGAAUUUUUCAGUUCUCUCGAGAGUAAAAUAUUAGAAUGUCAGAAAUGAAAUAUUUGAGCAAUUGGAUGAAGAUGUAAUUAAUUACAGAAUUAACAUAAUGUAAUUUUGGUGAGGCUUCGGUCAGGCUUUUAUCUAAAUGAUUUAACGAAUCAACACUAUCAACGGAUUAGAUAACAAUUCUUGGGAGCUGUGGAUCAUCUGGAAAAACUAAGAAUACCGAUACAGAUGUUUUUUUUUCUGGAGACCACAUGUGGAAGAAAUCGUUACGCUUGACGAUCCAUUCCUCAGUCGACUUUUAUAGUUCAGGAUAGUUGGGUGUACGUCAGUAAUCUCCUGAAGGAAUAAAUAUGGGGAGUAUCAUAUGGCUGUUAGUGUCACUGAUUAGUCUAGUCUCUUCGAGGGUAAUUAAUAUGGAUAAUUAUUGGCUCCUGCGAGCUAAUCUUCUCCACGACGAAGAAGUCACAUCAAUUGGAGGUCGUCUGGCUUUCAAGGAUGGUGAGCGCAAUGCCAAUGAUCUCUUGAUGACUCACAAAAGGGCGGAAAUUGCUGAAGGAUUUUCGAACCCCCGGAGAUUUCUUCCUGGAAGGAACUUCUUGGAGGUUCGAGCGGAAAUCGAGAAAUCCAAGGUUUUCCAGAUAAUAAAAAAGCUCCCGAAGGGUGCAGUACUCCACGCCCACGACACGGGGAUCGUCCACUGGGAAUUCGUCUACAAUUUGACAUUCAGGGAGAAUUUGUACAUCUGCGAUAACGAUGGAGAAUUAUCCCUUCAUUUUUUUCAAACUCCAUCGAACACCUGCGACUGGAAGCUCCUGAGUGAUCUCAGGAUGAACCAGACACUGGGUGAUUCUCUGAAUGAGAGGAUCAAAAGAAAAUUGACGAUGCUGGUGGAGAAUCCCAACGAGAGGUACCCAGAUGUCGACGCCGCCUGGACCAAGUUCAUGGACAUCUUCAUCUUCAUCACACCGAUGCUGUCUUACAGACCUGUCUGGGAGGAUUACUAUUACCAGGGGCUCCAGGAGCUUUAUGACGACAAUGUACUGUACCUAGAGCUGAGAUCAACACUUCCUCCAGUGUACGAGCUCGAUGGGAGAGAGUACAGUCCCCCCGAUGUCGUGAGAAUCUACAAAAACGUGACAAGAAGGUUUAAAGACGACCACCCUGACUUCAUCGGUGCGAAAAUAAUUUACGCUCCACUAAGAACGAUGACCGAAUCUGAAAUCGGUAAUUUUAUAGGCGAGGCUGUGAACCUGAAGAGGAUUUACCCCCAUUUCUUUGCGGGAUUUGACUUAGUAGGGCAAGAGGAUAAGGGAAAAGCCCUGAAGGUGUACGCUGAUAAAUUGAAUGCCGUGAGGAACGAUAUAAAUUUUUUCUUCCACGCUGGUGAGACGAAUUGGUACGGCACCAGUACCGAUGAGAAUUUAAUUGACGCAGUUCUGCUGAAUGCGAAGAGAAUUGGUCAUGGCUAUGCUAUUCUCAAGCAUCAGAAUGCGUUGGAAUACGUCAAGAGGAAUAAAAUAGCAAUAGAACUCUGUCCAAUAUCGAAUCAAGUACUGGGACUGGUGAAGGACCUCCGAAAUCAUCCGGGAUCGGUAUUAUUUGCCGAGGGUGUACCAGUGGUCGUCUCCAACGAUGAUCCAGGUCUUUGGGGCUCCAGAGCCCUCAGCUACGACUUCUACGAGGCGUUCAUGGGCAUGAUGUCCAGUAAUGCUGACAUCCGGGCACUCAAGGAACUAGCUAUGAACUCCAUCUUCUUCAGCAGCCUCGAUGGAGACGAGGAGAGCCUCGCAUUUCUCCUUUGGGAAAAAAAAUGGAUCCAUUUCAUCGAUGAUCUCAAUAAUAAUGCAGUUGUCAAUCCAGAUUAUUAAUUUUUACUUUGAAUUACAGUCA